AUGCCAGGGCGACUGCCCACCCACGCCGACUUUCCCUCGUCGGUGAAGCUGACCGUUACGCCCGCUCCCUCUGCGCAGCAACCGACCAACGUCCUCGUCCUACUUCACGGCCUCGGCGAUACGAAUGUCUCCUUCACGCGCCUAGGACAGCAGCUCCACCUCCCCGAGACAGCAUGCGUCGCUGUUCAAGCACCGGCUCCGCUGCCCUUCGACCUCGGCGGCUUCCACUGGGGCGACGACAUGGUCUUUGACCCGAACACGGGUGAGAUGGACAUGGACACCGGUUUCAAGGCAUCGACGCGGGUAGUACUCGACAAGGUGAUUCGUGAAGGCCUGGUGGGCAAGUGCGGCUACCAGCCCCGCGAGAUCAUGCUCUUUGGCUUUGGGCAGGGAGGCAUGGUCGGCCUGCAGUCUGCUGCGGAGCUGGAGGGCGAGGAGCUCGGCGGUGUGGUCAGCGUUGGCGGGAGACUGCCUGCUUCGCUGUCGCUGAAGGGCCAAAAGAGCAGGACGCCAGUCUUGAUCUGCCGGGCGUCGAGGGCGUCGGCGGUCACGGACGGCGCCGUGUCGAAGCUGAAAGACGCCUUCGAGUUUGUCGAGAUCAAGGACUGGAAGAAGAACGGCGACAGUAUGCCAAGCAGUCGCGACGAGAUGAUGCCAAUCAUGCAGUUCUUCGCCCGCAGAUUGAGAAGCACAAAGGGCGUACCGGCUGGGAGUGUUGCACUCAACUGA
Ascochyta rabiei is the source of this 729-nucleotide messenger RNA. RefSeq lists its product as uncharacterized. Gene Ontology annotation, biological process: protein depalmitoylation. Gene Ontology annotation, cellular component: cytoplasm. Gene Ontology annotation, molecular function: carboxylic ester hydrolase activity; palmitoyl-(protein) hydrolase activity. The record is from RefSeq and is a predicted model, not a curated record. The transcript is spliced from 2 exons. Bases 1 to 729 code for a protein of 242 amino acids. NCBI's taxonomy places the organism in Eukaryota, Fungi, Ascomycota, Dothideomycetes, Pleosporales, Didymellaceae.